AUGCUAAGCGACUAUCUGGACGGCCAUUGUGUCCUCCAAAACCAGAGAGCGGCGGGAAAUAUUGAAGCCGGGGCUGAUGUGCGUUCGUGUUAUGAUUUCCUCUACCUCCCAUUUGAUUUUAGGACAAAGGCAAACAAGGGUUACGCGUUCGUCAACUUCACCACCCCAGCGGCGGCAUGGAAUUUCUGCCUCGCCGCCGGCAACAGGCCGUGGGCCCACUGCCGAUCCCGGAAGCUCGCGGUGGUCGUCAGAGCCAAGCUGCAGGGCCUCCGCCAGCUGCUGGAUCGUUUCGAGCCCACCGUCUUCCCCUGUGAUUCCGGCGACUUCCUGCCGAUCCGGUUCGAUCCGCCGCGGGACGGCUCCGGCAGAGACGACGUGGCGGCGGGACAGUGCUACUGGACGGUCGGGAGGUGCCGCCGCCGCUUCUGA
Messenger RNA from Linum tenue, 429 nucleotides. The record is from the annotation of a GenBank genome assembly. NCBI's taxonomy places the organism in Eukaryota, Viridiplantae, Streptophyta, Magnoliopsida, Malpighiales, Linaceae.